Xenopus laevis (African clawed frog) is the source of this 3853-nucleotide messenger RNA. It is a transcript of the gene rnf10.L, whose product is annotated as ring finger protein 10 L homeolog. NCBI's taxonomy places the organism in Eukaryota, Metazoa, Chordata, Amphibia, Anura, Pipidae. The record is from RefSeq and is a predicted model, not a curated record. Gene Ontology annotation, molecular function: transcription cis-regulatory region binding; metal ion binding; ubiquitin protein ligase activity. Gene Ontology annotation, cellular component: cytoplasm; nucleus. The transcript is spliced from 18 exons. Gene Ontology annotation, biological process: positive regulation of myelination; positive regulation of DNA-templated transcription; positive regulation of transcription by RNA polymerase II. The coding region runs from base 735 to 2723 and encodes 662 amino acids.
CCAUUGUGUACGGAGCUAGUGCGCUACUUUUCUUCCCCUUUCCCCGGGUCCUGCCAGGGGUUUUUCCUCCCGGGGUGCGAACCUCUGCCCUGUCCCGGGGCCUCGCCUGCUUUCCUUGUCCCCCUGGGUCUGCUUCGGCGAUUCGGGUUCGUACCCGUCCAGCUGCUUUGCGGCCUGCUCUUUCCUUGUUUUCUAUAACUCUACAAUAUUUCAUAUUCUUCUUCUUGCCACUCAUAUAAAGAUGUCGCCAUGAGUCUUGCUCUCCGUUGUCCAGCUCUCCUGAACGCCAUGCUCCUGGCUUCCAGCCGCCGCCUGCACUCUGCUCCCCCCACUCUGCCCACGGCCUAUGCCGCUGAGCUCCCAGGCUUCCCCAGCAGAUAUGGAUCCUGGAUCAGCCAACAACACCAACAAGAACCAGAACCGCUCGGGCUCUGCGGGACCUUCCGGGGAGUCUAAGACGAAAACUGGAGGAAAAUAUUGAUUUUAAGAGUGUCCUUCUGGGCUGUAAGAGUAACCUUUGUCUUCUGCAAUGCACCCUGUUCCUUUCUCAGGGUAAUUGGUGCAAUACAGAACAGAAGAACGGAAGUAGCUCCAAGCAACGAUAUAAUAGAAAACGAGAAAAUUCUUACCCUAAAAAUGAGACUUUUGCUGGUCAGUCCCGCCGCUCCGGUCCACAGAAAAGCAAAACUUUUAACAAGGUUCCACCACAAAGAGGUGGCAAUAAACAGUAUGGAAUGGGAAGGAGGGAAGAGGUAGCAGAGAAUCAGAGGGCAGAGUUUAGUUCAGCUCAAUAUUCAGGGCCAAAGAAGAUCAACCUUAACCAUCUUCUAAACUUCACUUUUGAGCCACGUGGAUAUCCUGGUGGACAUCACAAUGGGAUUGGAAAUUUUGGCAGAAGACAUAAAUGGGGAAACAAACCAUUUAAUAAAGAACUCUUUCUGCAGGCUAACUGCCAGUUUGUGGUGUCUGAUGAUAAUGAUUACAGUGUCCACUUCACUGAUCCAGAUACUCUUGUUAGCUGGGACUUUGUGGAACAAGUGCGCAUUUUUAGCCAUGAGGUGCCAUCGUGUCCCAUUUGCCUAUACCCUCCCAUUGCUGCGAAGAUUACUCGCUGUGGGCAUAUAUUCUGCUGGGCUUGUAUCUUGCAUUACUUGUCACUUAGUGAAAACGACUGGAGUAGAUGUCCAAUUUGUUACAGCUCCAUUAUGAAAAAAGAUCUGAAAAGUGUUGUCGCCACAGAAGCCCAUCUUUAUUCAGUGGGUGAAAAAAUCACAAUGCAGUUGAUGAAGAGGGAGAAAGGAGUCCUGGUGGCUAUGCCAAAAUCUAAGUGGAUGAAGCUCGAUGAACCUAUUCAUAUGGGAGAUUUGGAACAUACCCAGUACUCUAAGCUACUCCUCGCCUCUCGUGAUCAAAUCCUGAAUCAGGUUAUUGCUGAGGAGAAGUUUGCCCUAUUGGAGCAAUAUAAAGCUGAAAAAGAAACCCCAGAGGCAUGUUUUAUAGAGGCGGCUAUUCAAGAGCUGCAGGAUCGCACAGAUAAUCUGUACACUGCCAGCAAGCCUGAAAUCGAGGCAGCUACAAUUUCAAUGAAGGCUUUGAAUUUUGAGUCUACCAGUGAUAAACCAAAUACACUCAUGGAGAAAGAGGUUGUACACUAUAUCUCUGCAUUUGAGGAGGAAACUAUGGAACCACCAUGUGGAGAUUGUUCACCUACAGAAUCCCCUCCUCCAGAUAUCCAAACUGUCUUGUCGACAGACGUGAGCACUGCAACUGAUGGAGGACUCCCUUCACUCAGUCAACAGGAAUUGAAACAUGAAAAUUAUGAGCCACCGGCAAACUCCCACUAUUACUACUUUUAUCAAGCUGUGGAUGGACAGCAUGUGUACCUUCAUCCAGUGAAUGUACGUUGCCUUGUUCAUGAAUAUGGCAGCCUUGAGCGGUGCCCAGAGCAGAUCACUGCCACUGUUGUAGAGAUGGAUGGGUUUACCAUGACUGAGGAGGUGCGCAGACGCCAUCGGUACCUUUGUUAUUUGCCUCUCACUUGUGAGUUCAGCAUCUGUGAAAUAGCCCUGGGGCCCCCUGAUGUUUCUGUGAAAACCUUAGAGCUUUUUACAGAUGAAGUUGAGAAGAGAAGACGUCUGCGUCAGCGGAAGGCACGAGAUGAGCAGCGCAGGGAAAAAAGGAUUGAGAUUGAGGAAAACAAGAAGCAGGGAAAGUACCCAGAAGCACACAUUGCAUUAGAAAACCUUCAGCAGUUUCCUGCUUUUAGCUCCAGUCCAGUCUAUCCACUCUCCAGUGUGGAAACUCAAAGUUUUGUUUCCAUAUCUCCUGUGAGCUGCAGCCCAACAUCACAGUCUGGUUUCCUUCUUGGUGCAGAAUGUUCCUCCGAUCCUUCACUCAUUGAGGAUGAAUCCCGUUGUCCAUCAUUUGCGCAGAUGCUGAGAGCUGGUAAAGCAAAGCAAGAGACCUGGCCUAAAGCUGCCCAUAAAAGUGUGGCAGAAAAUACUUUGGCUCCAGCAACGGCUGACAGUGAUGGCGAGAGUGAUUGCUCUGAGCGAGUUCCUGUCCCAAGUUUUCAGAACUCUUUUAGCCAAGCUAUGGAAGCAGCUUUCUUGAAGCUGGAUACAGCCCUUCCUACUUCUCCUUCCUCAGUUGAGAAAGGAGGGAGAAGAAAGAAGAAGCAACAAAAGCUUCUAUUUAGCACCUCAGUUGUCCAUACCAAGUGAACAGUGCAAUCAUCCAUUUCUCUUCAGUCAUGUUCACCCUAAGGGCAAGGUCACAUGUAACAUAUUUAAAAACACGCGGUUGAUUGUACAUACUCCAAUGAAACCACACACGCAUGAUAUGUGUUUUUCAGCCUGUAGUUUUCUUUUCCCAACAUGCAUUUCUGUUUCCCACAAUUCCACUCAGAAGAAUUUUAGUCGUUUUGCAAAAGAAGUGGAAAUCAAUUUGCAUGCAGAAUAUAACCAUACUGCUUGUCAAUACGUAACAUAAUUACAUCACCAGCAUACAAUGCCGUAAAUACGUAUAUGCAAAAUCCAUCUUGUGAGAGUUUGGCCGCCAUGUUGAAAAUGCGCAGGGUAUUUCAGCAGAGUGUAUUUCCAAACCUGUACAUCCCAUAGAGCUCAAUAAUAUGGUGUUUCCUUGGUUUUUUUUUUGGUUUUUUUUGCUAUAAAAAAAAAGAAAAAUCAUACUGGCGUCUUGUGGCGGAUGUUGGCUCGCAAGCGCCCCAGUGGAAUUGCUAUAGUGCAUAUUCUAUUAAUUUCAAUAGGGCUGUAUGUUUUUAAAACGCCAUGUGUGACCUUGCCCUGAUAACCUUGUAUAAUUUUAUCUGCAGUAUUUAUGGUUGAACAUGUAUCCGUUUUGAGCAGAUUGCUCUUGUAUACUGCACCAAAAUUGGGGCCAGUUUGCUUUUGUAGGAUCAGAUCUUAACUAAUGCAGUUGGUAAGUGAUUAGUAUGAAGUAGCAGAACUGUGUAUAAUGCUGAGGUAUUUGGCUGCACUAUGUAAGCCAACAACUGAACCAGAAUGUUUAAGUGGAGCAUUUCAGUUUCAGGACACUAUGGUGGAAUAGACAAGAAUGAAGUUCUACUAAUUAAACUAAAGCUUCUGUUGGUAGCAGAGUUCCCCAGGUCCAACCAUCAAGACAGACAAUGCUUUCAAUAUUACCACAGUUGACACUUUAUAAUUUGUAAAUUCUUUAGCUAUGGAGUUUUUUGCUCUUGGAUGUGGGGACUUCUGUUUUUCAGGAUUUUAAAGAUGAGCUUCACAAUGCUCUGCUUGUGGCUUUUUUGUGUAAAAAGAAUACCCUACACUGAUUCUGUAGUGGAAAGAAUAAAAUUUAGAGCCAACACUGA